This is a messenger RNA of Aplosporella prunicola CBS 121167, 2672 nucleotides long. RefSeq lists its product as uncharacterized. The transcript has 5 exons. The record is from RefSeq and is a predicted model, not a curated record. Gene Ontology annotation, molecular function: transmembrane transporter activity. Lineage: Eukaryota; Fungi; Ascomycota; Dothideomycetes; Botryosphaeriales; Aplosporellaceae. Bases 420 to 2192 code for a protein of 590 amino acids. Gene Ontology annotation, biological process: transmembrane transport.
CACUCAGGGGCCGCACAUCCCAAGCUUGGGCGCCGUACACAACCUCAUGUUGGGUCUGCCCUGCCAGCGAAUCCGUUCGCUUACCAUCACCGCCUCUUUGCCCUAUAUCAUGGCCCCGUCCCGUCCGCCCGCUGCUCCUACCCGCUCUUGUGUCAUCUGGCACCCGACUCCAUCACGCCCCGACUUCCCCGGCUGGUCUACCCUUGCCUCCUGCAAUAAGCCCGUCUGCCCUACGCCACUGUGCUAAAUCUUAUCGUGUCUAGAUGACACAGUGAACCUCGCCCAUAUAACCCCCGCCUGGCCGCUCCCCCCAAGAGACGCUCUUCUUCAAGUCCUUCCUUUCUUCCCUCAACCCCUCCACCACCACCACCUCCUCCUCCUCCGCCGUCAAGACCAGUCCCUCCCUCGACCUCUCCACCAUGCUGAGCUGUCGCGCCCGUCAUCGGAGGGCUUCUGCCAGCCCGGAUGGCAACGUACCAUUCCCGGCGCAGCAGUUGUUCGUGCUAGCUCUAUGCCGCAUCGCCGAGCCGAUUGCAUUCAUGUCUAUUUUCCCGUACAUCUACUACAUGGUCUCGUCGUUCAACAUCACGACGGACGAGAAGCAGAUUGCCAUGUACGCGGGCAUGGUCACGUCGGCGUUUGCGUUUGCAGAAUUCAUGACUGGAGUCAUGUGGGGCAGGCUCAGCGACCGGUUCGGACGGAAGCCCAUUCUCCUCACCGGGCUGGCGGGCACGGGGCUGAGCAUGCUGCUGUUCGGCCUUGCGCCCAACCUGCCCGUUGCGCUGCUGGCACGCGCGUUGGGCGGGUUGUUGAACGGCAACAUCGGUGUGCUUCAGACGACAGUCGCAGAGGUGGUGACGGUCGAGUCGCAGCAGCCGCGCGCAUAUUCGAUCAUGCCAUUUGUUUGGUGUCUUGGCUCCAUCAUCGGGUCCGGUUUGGGCGGCACCCUGGCUGAACCCGCCAAGGGCUAUCCCAGCGUCUUCCUGCCUGGCUCCCUGUUCGACCGUUUCCCCUAUCUCCUUCCGAACCUGGUGUGCACCACGGUCGUCCUGUGCGGCCUUGUCAUUGGCCUCCUCUUCCUCGAGGAGACGCACGAGGACAAGAAGGACCGCUUUGACCCCGGCCUCGAGUGCGGCAAAUGGAUUUUGCGCAAGCUGCGCGGCCGCCCCGACGACAUGGCCCUGGCCGCAAAGGCCGGCUACAUUGAGCAGACCUGCUACUUGCUGGCUGAGGACUCCGAGGACGAGCAGCCCCCCGGCUACCACUCGACCGAGGGAUCGCCGCUGCUCGAGGCCUCGCGCUUUCAGGCCGCCAACGCGUCUUCGAUCCGCUCGCCACCACCAAGAAGGUCCCCGCAGCCGAAGCCGUCAAUGCGCUCUGCCUUUACUCCACAGGUUAUUCUGAACAUUGUCGGCUAUGGUAUCCUGGCUUUCCACACCAUCUCCUUCGAACAGCUCCUCCCUGUCCUGAUGAGCAUGCCAGAGUCGCACGAGCCGGCCCACUUGCCCUUCAGGUUUGUCGGCGGUUUCGCCCUGCCCGCAAAGACCAUCGGAUUUAUCCUCUCCUUUCAGGGGUUCAUGCAGAUGAUUGUUCAGGUCUUCAUCUUCCCCGUCAUCAGCCGCAGAUUUGGCAGUCUGACGACAUUCCGCGCCGUCAUCUUCGCAUACCCUUUCCUGUACGCCAUGACGCCAUAUCUGACUCUCCUUCCCACCAGCAUGCGCAUGGCCGGCGUGCUUCUGGUCCUCUUCUGGAAGGUCACGGCCCAGUCACUCUCCUACCCCUCGAACGCGAUCAUGCUGGCCAACUCGGCGCCGUCCAAGAAGGUGCUCGGCACGCUCAAUGGCGUAGCUGCCUCCUCUGCGAGUCUGUGCCGCGCCUUCGGCCCGACGGUCUCUGGUCUCAUCCAGUCUGCUGGUCUCAGUCUGGGUUACUCUGGUCUCUCGUGGUGGGCGUGCGCCCUGGUGGCCACUGUCGGCGCCACUGAGAGUCUGUUCAUGAGGGAGGUGAAGACGCGCUUUGAGAAGGUGGAAAGCAGCGAGUACGAGACGGACGAGGAGAGCGGCGAGGCGCUCCUUGACCCCAACGCGCUGAGCGCGUCGUACAUUGCGGCCGAUGGCAACCCGGUCCAGGGGCAAACCUUGCACGAGGGUGUUGAGGAAGACCACUCGGGCGCCUCGAAAGAACAGUAUUAACGACAGUGCGGACGGAUUCACGCACACUCAACAAGAGGGGGGUAAUGGAAAGCGUAGAAAAGGGGCAUUACGAGUGCCAAAAAGGGGGGGCAUCUGGAGUUCAGGGAAAGGCAUGAUACCAGGCAGUUCACGGGCGACUGCUAUGACGAUUUCCCUAUUUUAGCGAUUUGUUUUUUUGUUUUUGUUUAUUUGCUGUCCCCUUUCCCCCCCUACCUCGAUGGACGUUUUUCUCUCUCAUACACUCACACACACACAGAACUAGCAUCAGGGCGGAGUUUUGGGCGAUUGAUUGAUUGAUUGAUUGUUUUUGAUUGAUUUGUUUGAUUGGUUUGUACUAGAUAGAGCAUGGGGGCGCAAGGCUCCAUUGACAGCAAAGGGAGGGCCGGGGACCGGGACGUGGCGCUUGGGGGUGGGAACAGCUGGAGGGUGGAAGGUUGGGCUGUAGGUAGCCAGCAAUUGACUCAGCUUCCGUCACAGCCG